AAGACACUCCUGCGCUUCUGCAUCGCAAUUGGUCCGGGGCUGCUAUUUCAGUGUAGCGGGCUCGCCACAUCUGGUCACUCACUGGCGGAUAGCUGCCCUUCACGGCAGCAGCAACGUGGGUCGCGCAACCCUUGGCGGCUGAACUCCGUAGUUCCAAGGAACGUACGCUGCCAGUCUGCGCGACCCUGGGUUUGAUUAAGAUGUCAUCCGGCGCCGAAGAUGGGUCCCCUUCUCCAGAGCCUGGCAUUGAGCAAGAAGUGGGCAUCAUGGCGGAGACCAAAGUUGAGCGUCCUUCUUCCGAGGAGAAGUCACCUUCACAAGCUAGCAAUGGCAACAGUCAGCCUGCUAAGCCGAACGCAAAGGACCCGUCACGGCCAAGAAGGAAGAAGGCGCGGCGAGCUUGCUUUGCUUGUCAGCGGGCACAUUUGACCUGUGGCGACGAACGGCCCUGCUUGAGAUGCAUUAAGCGUGGCCUGCAGGAUCAAUGCCACGAUGGUGUCCGCAAGAAGGCGAAGUAUCUGCAUGAUGCGCCCCCGGAGGCACUUAUUCCAGGCUUCGCUGGCAAUUACCUCAAUGGAGGUCACAUGCCCACAGGUUCCGGGGCCCCCCCCAUGACUGUCAAUGGCGCAGGCGUCGCUCAACCCGCCUAUUACUCGCCCAAUGCCCCUGCUCAUUACCAACACUUCCCCCAAGUCACUCAACCAAGCCAGAUGGCACCGCCGUUAAUGGAGAACAGCAACUUGACAAGCGACUACACUUCUCAAGGCAACGUCGAAACACCGCCUCGGUAUCGGUCGGCGUCAAGUCAGCAAGUCUCGCCCGCUCAAGAUAUGACAACUCAUGUAGACGCCGGUGCUACGCUUGACACCACCGGACCGGGUUCCUUCGAUUCCUCCUUCUUCGAUGCGAACGAUCCCGCAUUGUUCAACUUCAAUAUCUCUGACCUCAACUUCGGCAACCAUUACGGAGCCUUGGAGUUCGGAAUGCUCGGUCACAUGUCCGGUGCCGUAGGCACUCCUGAGGUCGAUAUUAUGAAUCCUAUUGGCCAGUAUGACGGUUCCUCUGGCUUUGCCGGCACGUACGGGUUCAACCAGGCCUUCCCUUCGUGGCAAACUAUACCGAACGCUGGAUCUCGCCAAAGCAGCUCUACCAACAUCUGGAACCCGACCGGUAUGGAUGCCUUUGCGAUAGCUGAGCCAAAUGGCAUGGGUCAGAGCCCACAUUCGCAAAGCUAUGGAUUGUCACCGGAGACGCAAUACGCACAGCCGGAUCACUCUAACCAACAGGAUCUGCUUAGGCAAAGCAUUUCGCAAGCUCAGCAGCAGCAGCGAAAAUCGAGCGCGUUCCCAGGGAACCCUACGCAAGACCCGUCUCGCAAGCGUCGACGCGAGACCGCUGAGAUCUACUCUUCUGUGCAGGCACCAUAUUCGUAUACUCAAGGUUUUCACGCACUCACCGCAUUCCUGCAGAAGCGCUUCCCUCAGAAAAAGGUGCUUCGCAUCGCUAAAGCGCUGGCCGCUAUUAGGCCAUCUUUCAUCUCGUGCAAUCAGAAUCUCAACCACGAUGAUUUGAUCUUCAUGGAGAAGUGCUUUCAGCGGACGCUGUGCGAGUAUGAGGACUUUGUUAACCAUUACGGCACGCCGACCAUAAUUUGUCGGCGGACUGGUGAAAUUGCUGCAGUAAGCAAAGAGUUCUCAUUAGUUACCGGCUGGCGCAGAGACGUGCUGCUUGGGAAGGAGCCCAAUCUUAAUGUCAACGUUGGCGGCAGUAUAUCUGGUACUCAGACCGGCAACAGCUCUCGCGGCGCUGCAACACCACGCCUUGCAACUGCCGAGAUAGAUACUGGCCGGCCGCAGCCCGUCUUUCUUGCAGAGCUGCUAGACGAGGACAGCGUUGUCCGUUUCUAUGAGCACUUCCAGGAGAUUGCCUUCGGCGCGUCUAGAGAUGCAAUCAUCGGUGAAGCUUGCUCUUUGCUGAAAUACAGAACGAAGCACGAUCCGGGCUGGGGUCCCAAUGAUAAUCUAAUCGACGAUGGCAACCGAGUCAAGAGACAACAUGAUGGUAGGGAGGAGUCACUCAUCAAAGGGGAGGCUGGGAUGAAUACUCUGGGUGAGAGAGACGGCAGGGUAGAGUGUUCCAUGUGCUGGACUGUGAAGAGAGAUGUUUUUGACAUCCCAAUGCUCAUUGUCAUGAAUUUCCUUCCUAUUAUCUGAUGACUCUACAGCCCGCUAUCAACUGCCGGUCUAUGUAUGAAUAGCCUUGAGCACAUGAGGGAUGCCUCUGGCGGUAAGGCUUCUGAUCGAUAACAUGUCCACCGCUGGAACGGUGGAUGGCGUCGCGAUGGCCGUCAUGUCGAUCAAACGAAAGCCAAUGAGACCGGUCAAU
This is a messenger RNA of Baudoinia panamericana UAMH 10762, 2385 nucleotides long. RefSeq lists its product as uncharacterized. Gene Ontology annotation, molecular function: DNA-binding transcription factor activity, RNA polymerase II-specific; zinc ion binding; RNA polymerase II transcription regulatory region sequence-specific DNA binding. Lineage: Eukaryota; Fungi; Ascomycota; Dothideomycetes; Mycosphaerellales; Teratosphaeriaceae. Gene Ontology annotation, biological process: cellular response to starvation; regulation of DNA-templated transcription. The transcript has 3 exons. Gene Ontology annotation, cellular component: nucleus. The record is from RefSeq and is a predicted model, not a curated record. Bases 201 to 2213 code for a protein of 670 amino acids.